Molecule: messenger RNA, 3440 nt
Organism: Macaca mulatta (Rhesus monkey)
Lineage: Eukaryota; Metazoa; Chordata; Mammalia; Primates; Cercopithecidae
Gene: CNOT9
Product: CCR4-NOT transcription complex subunit 9
Biological process (GO): mRNA catabolic process
Cellular component (GO): CCR4-NOT complex
Source: RefSeq, a predicted model, not a curated record
UCUUCCCGGGACUGUCCAUCCUUUCCCGCCGUUCACUGGCCUUUGGAGGAGGGUCAGAGUUCAUGCCGCUCUCUGGAAAAAUCUGCUGAAAGCCAGGAGUUGCGGGGACUAGUGGUCGUGGACGUCCUUCCGAUCCUAAAUCUUAAGGGGCAAAGGCCAUACUCUGGGACUGUUAACUAGGCCGAGGGCCUGGAGGCGGGAAGAGGAUGUGUGGGUGGGGUCAGGGGUGAGAGGUCAGAGGGCCGCGAAGGGGGCGGAGCGAGCCGGAGGCGGAUGGCGGCUACGGCGGCUCAUUAUUUUCCGCGGCAGGGGUGCUGAAGCGGGGACGCGGGUCAGACGCGUCCGGCUGUGGAAGGAGAGCGGCGGCCGCUCACAACAUGCACAGCCUGGCGACGGCUGCGCCUGUGCCUACUGCACUGGCACAAGUGGAUAGAGAAAAGAUCUAUCAGUGGAUCAAUGAGCUGUCGAGUCCUGAGACAAGGGAAAAUGCUUUGCUGGAGCUAAGUAAGAAGCGAGAGUCUGUUCCUGACCUUGCACCCAUGCUGUGGCAUUCAUUUGGUACUAUUGCAGCACUUUUACAGGAAAUUGUAAAUAUUUAUCCAUCUAUCAACCCACCAACCUUGACAGCACACCAGUCUAACAGAGUUUGCAAUGCUCUGGCAUUACUGCAAUGUGUAGCAUCACAUCCAGAAACCAGGUCAGCGUUUCUCGCAGCACACAUCCCACUUUUUUUGUACCCCUUUUUGCACACUGUCAGCAAAACACGUCCCUUUGAGUAUCUUCGGCUCACCAGCCUUGGAGUUAUUGGGGCCCUGGUGAAAACAGAUGAACAAGAAGUAAUCAACUUUUUAUUGACAACAGAAAUUAUCCCUUUAUGUUUGCGAAUUAUGGAAUCUGGAAGUGAACUUUCUAAAACAGUUGCCACAUUCAUCCUCCAGAAGAUCUUGUUAGAUGACACUGGUUUGGCUUAUAUAUGUCAGACGUAUGAGCGUUUCUCCCAUGUUGCCAUGAUCUUGGGUAAGAUGGUCCUGCAGCUAUCCAAAGAGCCUUCUGCCCGUCUGCUGAAGCAUGUAGUGAGAUGUUACCUUCGGCUUUCAGAUAACCCCAGGGCACGUGAAGCACUCAGGCAGUGCCUCCCUGACCAGCUGAAAGACACAACCUUCGCCCAGGUGCUAAAAGAUGACACCACCACGAAACGCUGGCUUGCACAACUGGUGAAGAACCUGCAAGAGGGCCAGGUCACCGAUCCCAGGGGUAUCCCCCUGCCCCCUCAGUGAUCCUUCCCUGUUCCCUCCCACUACUCCCCCAAAUUGGGGAAAGGAGGGGGAACCUAUGAGAAAAACAGCUCAGGUUUUAUCACCGACUGGGAAUAGACAACCUCAAUGCUGAACCAUACUGGAGAAAAGGGGCAAGGUACCCCUGCUGAGGUGCAUGGGCUGCCAUCUCAGGCCGUCUUGAGGACCUGGGCUCCCUCUGCUACUCCCAGGAAAUGGGCUCCUGACACAGCAGUCUGCCACCACAGCCCCAGGAGGGUGUCAACACCAGCAAAUGCUGUAUUUGCAGCAUGUCCAAGAUGACCCUUCUCCCCUACCUCUACCUAGCCACUGGCAGGGAGGGGAGACAGUGGUGAUAGCAGCAGCACUCUAGGCAUGGUGAACGCCUGGGACCAAGCCAUGUGGCGUUUUUUAUUUUGCCUUCCUGGAAGACUCAAGAUGUGUCUCUUCAUUCUCUCUCAGUAUUUGUUUACUUUGGUUUUUUUGUUUUUAAUCUCAGAGAGAGGUGUGUUUAGUGGGCACAAGCUGUAAUAUUCAGCAAAACUUUGUCAAUUGGCACUGUUUACAAGUCUGUUAGCUGCAUAAGCUCAAUAAAAAGUUGGUCUGGGCAUUACAUCCCCUCUGGCAGGCCAAUAGCUGCAUCAAGCUGUUGGGAGAAAUGGGAGGGCAGGGGAAAGAUGUAAAGCCAAAGGACAGCAGGAACCUACCACCUGUUUCCCUUCUCCCAUUCUACUCCCAGUCUGGAAUGCCACAAGGACCUUAACCUUGUUUCUGGCUUUAGCUGCUAGUUUUCCCAAAUCUCCGUGCUUUCCCUUUUUAAAACUUCCCUUCUAUUAAAACAGAUGUCUUAAUUCAUCAGGCUGUCUUGGAAGGGUAUUGUAUUGAGGGACAAGGGGCGGUGGUGGACCUCACCUUCAAUCCAAGUUUUCAAAGAUACUUUCUCGAUAACUCUAAAAGGGAGGUGCUUGGGAUUAAGGUGACAAUCUACUUGAUCCUAUUCUUUGUUUUAGUGUGAAUUUCAGCAGCUCCAUCUGUCUUCGUGAUUAUACUUGAGCAGUAUUAGCCGUAUGAGUUAAUUUUAUUCAAAUUGAAGAUGGUUGAAGAUGGAGGGCUGGAUUCUGCUCACUCAGUCUUUUUUUUUUUUUUUUUUUUUUUUUUUUUUUUUUGACACAUUCUCUUUUGGUCUAUGGGAAUACAGGGUUGCCGCUAAAAUAUUCACUUGUUCUUACCGUAUCAGAGAUUUCCUCUUCUCUGGAGCUUAGAUGGCUCUUCACAAUCCAUAGGCUUGAAUCUGCAGCCAAGUGUAAACUGCCUUGCUUUCCCCAGUCCUUUCCCCUGCUAGCACCUACUUUCUCAUCCCCAUCUCCAAUCAAAGAUGGGAUUGCUUAAUCCACCUCUGGAGAGGGACCAAGUCUUUUCUGCCCACAUCUCACCCAACUGAGGUGUCUGAACAAGUCUGGGGAGGGUCUAUAAGGGGCAGGCUCAAAAAAAAAAAAAAAAUUUGCGGAGGCAGUUUUGCCAACACAAGGGCUCCUUCAAGCCGACUUUCACAAAGAGAGCCGGACUUGUUAGUUGGCUUCUGUCUUUUUAGAGCCAAGAAAAUAGUAAUUAAGUCGCCUAGAUAUAAGAAGGGCAGAAUAAGCACUUACUCCCCCUGCCUUCCAAGAUGAAGAGGAGAAGCAGGCAAACCCUCAAUAAUCGCAAGCCUGAAGAGAAGUGAUCUUAGAGAAAGCAGAGAACAGAAUGGACUGGAUACACAUCUUGACUCUAGUCUGUAGUCUGAAUAGAGUCUGGAGAGUCCAGUUAAGGUAACCCUGAUUUUUGACAACCGCCUUCCUGCUGAGCCAAAGUUUUCUCAUUCCCCCUCCACUGGGGAAGCAGCUGAGGCCCAGGGCCUUGCUCCCUGGGAAAUUCUCUUCUCUCCAUCUUUCGGUGCAUUGGCCAUGUUACUGUGCCAAAGUGUCUUAAUUCUUGUCCCAUCUAUUCUCAGCUGGCCUUGGAACCCACAUAGGAGUUGGUGGGGGAGGGGUGGAAUGGAUAUUAUUCAUUGUAGUUGAUCCUGAUGUGUGUAUUAUAUAAAGAGACCCCUCCCCUUAUUUUGUGUUUUCCCAUCCCUCUCCCUCAAUAGGAUUGAAAUAAAACAUGCUUCUGUUUUUGUAAAAAUAA